Messenger RNA from Macrobrachium nipponense, 2178 nucleotides. RefSeq names its product PDZ domain-containing protein 11-like. The transcript is spliced from 3 exons. Gene Ontology annotation, biological process: protein localization to basolateral plasma membrane; neurotransmitter secretion; maintenance of epithelial cell apical/basal polarity. Bases 16 to 456 code for a protein of 146 amino acids. Lineage: Eukaryota; Metazoa; Arthropoda; Malacostraca; Decapoda; Palaemonidae. Gene Ontology annotation, cellular component: synapse; cell-cell junction; basolateral plasma membrane. The record is from RefSeq and is a predicted model, not a curated record. Gene Ontology annotation, molecular function: protein binding.
UAAGAGGUAAGCCACAUGCAGAAAUUUAAAGAAUAUACUCUCAUGUUGUUCUGGUGCUUUCAACAGGCAAUCUCGACAAAGUGUCUACAUUACCCAUCUUUGAUGUUGCGUUGCCACCAUCAAGAUUUCAACAAUGACCUUCAACUCUUUCUACCACGUUCAGUAACUUUGAUCCGGGACAAAGUAUCAGAUGCUCUUGGAUUCAACAUCAGAGGAGGAAAGGAACAUUAUUGUGGAAUAUAUCUCUCCAAGGUGAUGCCAAAUACCGAAGCUGAGCGACUAGGCCUAAAAGAAGCAGACCAGAUACUUGGCGUAAAUGGUAUCAGUUUUGAAGAUAUUGAACAUGCAGGAGCAGUGAAAAUUCUCAAAUCUAAUCAACACAUUGAUAUGACCUUAAGAUUCUUCCCUUAUGGUUAUAAGAAAACUUACGAGAAAGUUGGGAGAAGCCCAUCUUGAAGCUUGAUUCACCAUAAGUGUUUGAAAUCCCAUAUUAUUUAACUGAAAUUCCACAUUCCAGUUAAACGAGGGCAUCCACAUGACCACACAGUGCCUGAUGUGUAAACAUUGUUGCCAGAACAUCAACAGGAGUGGGAAUAUCCUCCGAUGACAUCAGGAGUGCAAAAAUUAAAGGCAUUGAUGAGACAAAAAACAUUGAAUAUAUAAUGUAUUUUACCUUGUAAUAAAUUGCAGCUAAUGCAUUCAUCUUGUUAACUAAUGUUUAAUACUGCAGAUCAAAGUAGCUUAAAAUCUGACCGGAAAAUGAAUCUGGAAUCCUCCAUACCAUAAAGGUAAGAACUUGCUUUCAAACAAAAUAACAGUUUUGGAAAGUUUAUUAAAUACAUGACUCGCCUGGAGUACAAUCCAACAAUAUCCAUAUUCACAUACUGUUCUCUUUGUUCAAAGGGCACUACAAAAUGGACUAUACUUAGUAUAACGUGACCACACGACAGUAUAAUACUUCCACAAGCAAAUCCCUGCUUAUAGAAAGUAUUUUACUUUCAAAAGGUUAAGUUUUAAUGGCAACUUUCAUAAGCUGGAACUAAAAAGUACUUAUGCAUGAAUAAAUAGUUUAAGAGCAAAGUGUAAUAUAUCAGUUUAGUCUUCAGCAACAUUUACAGCAGUAUAUACACAUAUUACAACACAGAAUGUCAUUACACCAUUUCCUAGGAAAUUUCAAUCAUCUUAUUUAAGGGGAGAAAUGUAAUGAAGGUUCCACCUAUGACAUAUGAGAACUUUCUCACAACAUGUCAAGUGUUGUCAUUAUAUCCUUAAACUUUCACGAAAAACAGCAGAAUUAGUCGAAGAAAUAUAUUUUAAAAGCAGUAAAUUGUAAUAGCAAUAAUGGCUUACCUAAGAAGAAUUGCUAUCAACAGUGAUCUUUUAUUUAACAACUUGGAAUAUGUAACAUCCAUCACAAGAAAGAAACAGGAAGAGUACAAAUGACCAGAAUUAAUAGCAUUUCCUCAGUGUAUCAUCCUUUGAUACCAGUAAGCCAUACUUGCUCAAAAACUGUCGGCUAAAUUUAUUUUGUGAACUGACCGAACCUUCAAAAAGGGUGGGGUGGAAAUGUUCCACUACAUUGUUUUUCUAAGUAGGAAAUUCCAAUAUUGUGUACAUAUAUAUAUAAAUCUGCAUGAUAGGUUUACCUAACAGUAUUUUACCUAAGAGUAUAGUGUUAAUAUCAGUCUCAAGAGUAUGCAAUACCUCCUUCACAUUACUUGAAACAAAAUAUUAUAAAUAUAGAGAAACUGAGAUCAAUCUAAAUACGUACAGUACUAUACUAACUUCAAGAGGAGAGAGUAACUGUUCAAUAUAGUCUAUGUCCCUAUAAUUUCAAAUUUAUACAUGAAUGCACUUGCAUACAAAGUUGACAAAACUGUAAGGGGAUAUUAUGAAAAAUAAUGUACAAAACUGUAAUAAAAUUAAUGUGAUGAAAAAGUCAAGGAUUACUACAUGUAUAAUAAACAUUCUAAUCUCUUGACUUAAAUAUUUGACAUUUUGUUUAACAGCAGUAGUUCUUUACCAAACCUUUGCUACCAAAAUUUGGUCCCGAAUUUCAAGGAAGAUUCCACCAAUGACAUAACUACAGCUUCACAAUACAAAUAAAAGAAUCUUGGAUACACUGAAAUGUAACUGUCAAAUAAACUACAGGUUACAUUUAGUUAUCACCUGUCCCCU